Cyclopterus lumpus (lumpfish) is the source of this 531-nucleotide messenger RNA. It is a transcript of the gene arl14, whose product is annotated as ADP-ribosylation factor-like 14. The coding region runs from base 1 to 531 and encodes 176 amino acids. Gene Ontology annotation, molecular function: GTP binding; GTPase activity. The transcript has a single exon. NCBI's taxonomy places the organism in Eukaryota, Metazoa, Chordata, Actinopteri, Perciformes, Cyclopteridae. Gene Ontology annotation, cellular component: cytoplasm. The record is from RefSeq and is a predicted model, not a curated record. Gene Ontology annotation, biological process: vesicle-mediated transport; intracellular protein transport.
AUGGGACUGCGAGGGUCGAAAAAACCAGAAGCCCAAGUUCUCCUCCUGGGCCUGGACAACGCUGGGAAAACGACUCUCCUCUACAAACUGAAACUCAACGCGUGUGUCACCACCGUUCCCACGAUCGGCUUCAACGUGGAAAUGCUCGAGGCGAGGAAGAACGGGAAGAAUAUCGCCCUAACCGUGUGGGAUGUCGGUGGCCAGGGGAAGAUGCGCGAGCACUGGCCGAGUUUCCACCCGGACGCGGCGGCUGUCGUGUUCGUCGUGGACAGCUCGGGCAGGGAGCGUCUGGAGGAGGCGCGCAGGGAGCUGGAGAACACACUGAAGAGUGAGCUGCUGCGGGGCCGACCGCUGGUUCUCCUCGCCAACAAACAGGACGUGAACGGCGCUCUGACUGUCACGGAAAUCAAGGACACGUUUAGCCUGAGGAAGAUGUGCUCGGGGCGGGAUUGGUUCGUUCAGCCUUGUUCCGCCUCGACGGGAUUUGGAGUUGAAGAAGCCUUCAGGCGAGUGGUCCAAAUGGUCAAAUGA